UCCAUCUCUCGCAGCUUGCUUCUCAGCCUAGCCCAGCCUCACCAUGGUGGACGCCUUCGUGGGCACCUGGAAACUAGUGGAUAGCAAGAAUUUCGAUGAUUACAUGAAGUCACUUGGUGUGGGCUUUGCUACCAGGCAAGUGGCCAGCAUGACCAAGCCCACUACAAUCAUUGAAAAGAAUGGGGACACCAUCAUCUUAAAAMCACAGAGCACCUUCAAGAACAUGGAGAUCGGUUUUUAACUGGGGGUGGAGUUUGAUGAGACUACAGCAGAUGACAGGAAGGUCAAGUCCACUGUGACGCUGGAUGGAGGAAAACUUGUCCACGUGCAGAAGUGGGAUGGGCAAGAGACUACACUUGUGCGGGAGCUAAAUGAUGGGAAACUCAUCUUGACACUCACCCAUGGCAGUGUCGUGUGCACUUGCACUUAUGAGAAAGAGGCAUGACCCACCAGCAGUGUC
Molecule: messenger RNA, 460 nt
Organism: Urocitellus parryii (Arctic ground squirrel)
Lineage: Eukaryota; Metazoa; Chordata; Mammalia; Rodentia; Sciuridae
Source: RefSeq, a predicted model, not a curated record